Rangifer tarandus platyrhynchus (Svalbard reindeer) is the source of this 315-nucleotide messenger RNA. Lineage: Eukaryota; Metazoa; Chordata; Mammalia; Artiodactyla; Cervidae. The record is from the annotation of a GenBank genome assembly.
AUGAGGAACCUGAGUACAGAAGGAGACAGGGCAGGUCAGCGACAAAGCCAGGUCUCACACAAGGGUGGCCUCACUUCAAAGCCUGUGCUCUUAACACUUUUUCAGCCCCAUAAGCCAGUUCCGGCCCAAGGUCUUGGCAUGGCUUUUUCCCAUCCCUGUGCUGCAGUGGGCCUUGGAUGGGACAGUAACAGCCCAGCAGGGGUGGUUGGGUUGUGGUUUAGUCACUCAGACAUGUCCAAUUCUUGUGACCCCAUGGGCUCUAGCUCACCAGGCUCCUCUCUCCAUGGGAUUUCCCAGGCAAGAAUACUGGAGUGA